Frieseomelitta varia is the source of this 1028-nucleotide messenger RNA. RefSeq names its product sarcoplasmic calcium-binding protein (gene CBP). The transcript is spliced from 6 exons. Gene Ontology annotation, molecular function: calcium ion binding. The record is from RefSeq and is a predicted model, not a curated record. Bases 255 to 1028 code for a protein of 257 amino acids. Lineage: Eukaryota; Metazoa; Arthropoda; Insecta; Hymenoptera; Apidae.
CACUUGUGACUUUAUCUACGAAAAGAAAGUGACGUGCAGGAACACUCGUAGUCAGUGUACCAUAAUCCCAAACAUUGAGAAAAAAAAGGGGGACAGAGCACUGUUGCGCAAGCGCAAGGAACAGAGAGGAGAAUUUAAGACCGAUCCAUCAAAAAGGGUCCGCUAUUCUUCUCAGCUUCAGUAUCAAGUCCCAAACGAUUUUAAGUAGAAUCUAAUUUUGUGUGACAAAAAGUUCUCUUGAAUCUUCAGUUAAAAUGACAGCAACAUUAUUACGAACUGAUCUACGAUUUCUAAUUUCCAAUAAGCGUUUUAAGAAAAGAACUAUUUCAGCUUUGUACUGUGGAAUAUCAAAAAAACAAAAUAUUUUACUAAACUACAAUCAGUUUUGUAAAAUAGUUCCGCUAACAUAUAGUACAAGAAGCGUAUAUCAGACGGAUAUUUCUGUAAAUGAACAAGAAAUUGAUAAUGAUUCUGACGCCAAACAAGAAAGGGGACAAACACUUUUUUGGAGAAGGAAAAUGCGGACGUUGCAUAAUCAUUUAGACGUUGAUAAAGAUGGAGUUAUUAGUUACGAUGAUUUUAUAUUAUUUGAGAAAAGAUUUUCUAAUUUAGGACACUUGACUCCAGAAGCAAAAACUGAAUUCAAAACAAUAUUGAAUGAAAUGUGGGAAGAACAAUGGGGAGAAAUUAGUUCAUAUAAUCUUAUUUGCAUUGAAAAAUAUUUGGGAAAAAUGCAACAUGUUCUUAAUGAUUCAGCAUUGAAAAGAAAAUGUCAUCAUUUUUUGCCGUUUUUAUUCAAAGCAGUAGAUAAAGAUCAAAGUGGUGAAAUUUCACAACAAGAAUUUCAGUUGUUUUUCCAAUGUUUAGGACUUACACGUGAUGAUGCAAUUAUUUCCUUCAGCCAUAUUGAUACUAAUGAUGAUGGUAAAAUUAGUUUUGAUGAAUUUAUAACAUUGGGUCGUGAAUUUUUCUUAACAGAAGACCCAACAAAACCUAGUAAAUAUUUCUGGGGUCCAUUGGUGGAUUAA